UGAACCUUGCCGGCCACCGUAUCGAGCUAGAAAGGGGCUAACGCAGUAGAGGUUAUAAAAGCCAAAACACUGUUAUUGUAUAGUAUUUUCAUUUCAUUUAUUGUCCUGCAGCCUGCGGCGGAGCGUUUGCUCUGUACAGUAGUUCCGUACUUCUGCUCGUGUUCGUCCGCUGGCGUGAAACCGACGAACUUCACCCCCCAAAACACUUUAGGUAAGACGUUCGUUAGCCGGCGGUUAGCAUCAGUUAGCUUAGCUCCGGGCUAACAGCAGGUGAAGCCAAUCACUCGUCUCUGCUCGCUGCGGUUUUAUCGAUCACGGAAGUGUGUGGACUUUGCAGCGGGCACACCUGCGAUGCUGUCGGUCGUUGUCAGGUCGGCUCUCGCCAAAAACAGGGGCUUGUGGCUGCCCACUCAGUCUGUGGUCAGGGCCAUGUCGUCCGCAGGUGGUGCCACCUCGCCCUACACCACCCUCGCCAUCAGUCACCCAGCCAAGUCCGUCACACACGUGGAGCUCCACCGCCCUGAGAAACUCAACGCCAUGAACUCGGCCUUCUGGAGAGAGAUGGUGGAUUGCUUUAAUGAGCUCGCUGCAGACCCAGACUGCAGAGUGGUGGUGGUUUCCGGAGCAGGGAAGAUCUUCACAGCUGGAAUUGACCUGAUGGACAUGGCCGCCGACAUACUGCAGCCACAGGGCGACGACACAGCCAGAAUUUCCUGGAACCUCAGACGAAAGAUCGCCAUGUAUCAAGAGACAUUCUCCGUCAUAGAGAAGUGUCCGAAGCCUGUUGUGGUGGCCGUCCAUGGAGCCUGUAUUGGAGGAGGUGUCGACCUGAUCACAGCGUGCGACAUCCGCCUGUGCACCCAGGACGCCUGGUUCCAGGUAAAAGAAGUUGAUAUUGGACUAGCAGCAGACGUUGGGACUCUCCAGAGACUUCCUAAAGUCAUCGGCAGCCGCAGCCUUGUGAACGACUUGGCUCUGACCGCCAGGAAGAUGUAUGCAGAUGAAGCCAAGAGCAGCGGCCUGGUCAGCCGGUUGUUUGCAGAUAAGGAGGCCAUGAUGUCUGGAGCUCUGGAGAUGGCUGGCGAGAUCGCUGGUCGCAGCCCUGUAGCUGUGCAAGGCACCAAGAUCAACCUGGUCUACGCCAGAGACCACAGUGUGGCAGAGGGACUGGACUACAUGGCCACGUGGAACAUGAGCAUGCUUCAGACUGACGAUUUGAUCAAAUCAGCACAGGCCGCCUUGGAGAAGAAGAGUCCCAAGACGAUAACUUUUUCCAAACUCUGAAACCUCACUGGGGCAGAGUUCUGAUAAAACACGGAAUCUGCUGUUUUAAUCCUCCACUGCGGCCUUACAGUGUCUGUUCUACACUGAGCUCCUACAACAAACUAUCGUAUCUGUGAGGAUCAUGUAAUGACAUUUACUGAUGAAGGCUAGAACCUGUGAGAGCAGGGGGAAUUUAAUCUAAACUUAGAAAAAGUCUUUCAUGUGUGGAAUCCCAUCUUUUUCCAGAUGACCAGUGAUCUCUCACAAAAAUCCACUCACCAGACAGUCAAUCCUCAGGUCAUCUGGGCAGCAGGAAUGUUCUUUUUAAUCUAAACUGACCUCAAUUAUCCUUCAGAGUGGAACAGCUGUGCAUUUAUUUCUCAGUUCAUUGACCAAAAACAGAAACGGACAGUUAUGUACAUCUGUUAAUGACUCCAUGAAUGUUUUAUCUUAUUAAAAUAAGCUAAUCUGAAAGUAAACUACCAUGUUGAGCCACAGUGAAGUGCUAAGAUUCAGUUUGAGUGCAAAACAUUCAAAUAACUACCAAUAACUAAAUAACUUAAAUACUUUAUUGAUAAAACUAUACAAAAAGGUAAAACUAGAAACACAUUCAAAUUCAGUCACUUCUGCUUGGCACGAAGCUUCUGUAAUGUUUUCUGUGAAGAGAGGGGAGAAAAAUAUUCUAUCAAACUCAAUUGGGGGCAAAUACAUCAUAAUUCAGUGCACUUUUGUUAGUUUUUUAACCUUGUGGAACUCUUUGGCCUUCAGUCUGUUUUCUGCACAAGCUUCCUGUCUGCUCCGGAUUGAUUUCUGAUGCUUCACCUCCUCCAGCUGUUCGUACAGUCUGUAGGAACGGAGGAUCAGUCACCACACCGUUUUGUCAAAAUCACAUUUAUAAUUUUGAACAACAUAACAUAGUUCAUAUUUGAUGUAUGGAAUCACUUUUACCCUCUGCAAUGAUAUUAUUUAAAGUUCUGUUUAAAAAUUUAAAAGCUCAGAAUAUUAUUACAAUACCUGCGAGUUCUCUUGUACAUCACCGAAACUUCCCGUUUCCUUUGCUCAGGUGUGUAGAUCUUCGACUCGUCCAUAUUUCUCUGCCUGAAAUCGCUCUCUGAAGGAAAACAAUUAAAUUAAUAUUGGUUGAAUAACUGCAACAGCUAAUCAUUUUACAAGGGACUGAUGUAGGAGUGCCAUUUAGAUUAAACUUUAAAAAAGCUUCUUAUUUUUGCCACAUAACACGGUACAAAGCCUGCCUGGGUAAUAUGGCCUGCAUAUAUCGUACAGUGGUUUAUAAACCAUGACUAUGUAUUCCAUACUCAAUUCAAAGAGGUCUGAUGUCCAUAUCAAGAGUCUUAACAUUUCCAUUGUGACAGCACUCAAAAUAUGUUCCCCCUGCAGUCAAAUCCAUUUGCACAUAUCAACUUUAAAACUGAAUCGUACAGCUGUUUUGUUAAUGAUUAAGCAAAAUUAAACUGCUCAGAUUGA
Scophthalmus maximus (turbot) is the source of this 2748-nucleotide messenger RNA. RefSeq names its product enoyl CoA hydratase 1, peroxisomal (gene ech1). The record is from RefSeq and is a predicted model, not a curated record. The transcript is spliced from 10 exons. Bases 352 to 1284 code for a protein of 310 amino acids. Gene Ontology annotation, cellular component: mitochondrion. Gene Ontology annotation, molecular function: delta(3,5)-delta(2,4)-dienoyl-CoA isomerase activity. Lineage: Eukaryota; Metazoa; Chordata; Actinopteri; Pleuronectiformes; Scophthalmidae.